UUUCUGUAAACAGAAUUGAAAGGAUCCAAAUAAAGCUUCAGCUCCACAAAAGGAAUGAUUCUCCAUUUCUUUUCCGCUCCUCAAGGUCAAUUAAGUAAAGAUGCAGUUUCUACUUUGGCCAGAAAAACAAAGAUACGGUUCAAGCGUUGUCUCCUUAGGUUAGCUACAAGAAACUGCAAAACAGGCCACUUUAAAUGGAAUAACUCUUUUGACCAAAAAAGAAAUUGGAAUAACUCAAUAACAUCAUCUUUUUCUUUGUCUUCACUUCAUAAAAGCCAGACCUAUUGUGUCGUCUUGUAGUUCAAAGAGAAAAAAUGUGAUUGUUUUGGAAGUUGAAUCUUGUUAAAACAAGCAUAGCUUGAUGUAAAGCACCGGAAACUUGUGCUAGACACUAAAAGAACAAGCAUUUUGACAGGCAAGCUUCUGAAUUUUGGAUUAAAAUACAUAGCCUCCUCCGUCACAGUAGUUCAGUGGAAUGUCUCGCUCUUCACCUAUAAUUUGAGUCUCUUACACCAUGAGCCGGUUACGAAGUGAUCAGUUCUUACCAACUUCCAGCUUGUCCUCGGAAGAAGAUAUGAUGGUCAGGAAGCUGCUGCUCGCCCAUGAUCCAGAUGGCCGACAUCUUGACUCUGAGCUGCUACUUCAAGCAAUAGAGGAUGCCAUGUGUUGUGCCACUUCGUUGGAAAUAGCAUGUGAUUUCAAGAGAGAAGAUAUCAGGCAAACUGGAGUUGUUGGCUCACAAGAACCACUUGGAGUCAUCAUCCACAAAAUUUCAUCUGAGAUGCUUUGCGUGUGCGCCAGUCAAAAAAAUAUGUAUGCAAGGACACUAUAUAUAUUCGAUCUGCUGGGUUAUUAUGCCUGGGAUGCAAAAGUGAUAUUGGUGCUGGCAGCUCUCGGCAUGAGCUAUGCUGAAUUUUGCCUCAUGAUUCAACUCUCGCCCUGUAACCCAUUGGCAGCAUCAGUCGCAAUGCUCAAGCAGCUACAACCCAACUCAAGGGCAUUCAAGCCUCGACUUAAAGCUCUAAGCUCGUUGAUUAUGAUGAUGUUGGAUAUGGCGAAAUACAUCUUUAAGUUUAUGCACCUUUCGAUUUCACAUCUAAACCCAGAUAGAGAGGUGAUCGAGACUAUCAAGUCUACUAUUUGUUUAACAGCAUUUUGGAUCGUCAGAAGCUCCUUGACAAGCUAUUCUCACAUGAACGACUUGAUGACCAUAAAUCCAGGGAAAGUGUGUAUGAGCUCAUCAGCAAUUGCAAUAUGGGAGCUUUCCAGUUUGGCCUGCACAUUGACCAACAUACACAGUCGCCUUAAGAGGCCUGUGGAUGGGUUGAUUCAGCAACUAGACGAAAAGGUGGAACAGAAGCUGGUCAGUCUCUUUCAGGUGACUCAUAGAGACAAUCAAGAGGCGCUUGCCACGUUAUUUUUAUUGAUGGAUAAAUUUCCUCUGAAGGAAAAAUAUUCACAAGCAAAGGUUGGCAUUUUAGAACUUACAGGUAAGCUGGUUAUGUUUCUGAUCUCGAAAUCAGAGUUCCCAUCACCAGAGGAAUGGCUCUUGCUAGUUCACCAAGUAAAUAAUCUCGCUCAGAACAAGACUUCAGAAGGAAACUAUGACAUUGUGUGGGUACCCAUUUCAAGUUCCUGUACAUGGACAGAUUCUGAAGAUAGAAGCUUUGAUUAUUUAUCUAACUGGAUGCCGUGGUAUUCGCUUCGGCGGCCACACUUGCUUAGCCCGGCAGUGGUGAAUUUUAUAAAGGAAUCAUGGAACUAUAAAGAGGAGCCUAUAAUGGUAGUCAUGGACACUGAAGGGGCAAUAACAAAUUUAAAUGCUGUUGAUAUGUUGAGGAUCUGGGGUGUCAAGGCAUAUCCAUUUUCAUCUUCUAGAGAAGAAGAGCUUUGGGAGGCAGAGAAUUGGGGACUACAACUAAUGCUUGAUGGAAUUGAUCAGCUUUUGACCUUUUGGAUCGAGCAAGGUAAAAAUGUCUGCAUUUAUGGGAGCGACGACCAGGGAUGGAUCAAGGAAUUUCAUUCCAAGAUGGAGAUCGUAAGUGAAGCUGUGCAACUUGAGAUUGUUUAUGUGGGUCGGAGGAGCCACCAUGUGCAAAUGAUGUACAUACCGGCCAACAUCCAACGACACCUCUCUCCGACGAAAAUUCGAUUCUUCUGGCUUCGGUUGGAGAGCAUGAGAAAGUCCAAACUCAGACUAGGAAAGACAGUCAAUACUGAUCAAACAUUACAAGAGGUCUCAGCACUGCUUGAUUUUGAUGAGAAUGACGAGGGUUGGGCGAUCUUUGGAAAAGGGUCAUCUGCAGACACAAUGAGACUUCAAGGAAACAGACUAAUGGAGUGCCUGGAUAAGUUUCCAGAAUGGGGCCAGAAUGUGGGGAAGUGGGGACUCUUGAAUGCCAUCAGAAUGGCUCUUGAGCCGGCUGCUCUUGAUGGUCCAUGCAGCCACACAGAUACCAUUCCCUUUGAGGAAGGAUCGGCGGAGAAGGUUCUGUUUUGUGUUAAGUGCAAGCGCCCGAUGAAAAUUUUCCUAGUGUAUGAAUGACAGAGUGCAAAACAUACUGCUCUUAUGUUUGAGGUGAAAUGACCACAUAGUUGAGAUGUCACCAAUCAAUCAUCUGCCUGAGGAGUUGCCUUGCAGUAGUAACUUGUUUUCUAUAUGACUUAUGUUGUAAUUAUGGGUUAAUGGAUCAACCAAAGUGAGCAAAAUGAGAUACGUUUAUUUAAUUCAUGUAUCUCUUGAAUUUGUGAAUCUAGUGAAUUCAUGUAUAUAUUGAAUCGAUGAAUCUAUUGUAUUCA
Messenger RNA from Syzygium oleosum, 2799 nucleotides. RefSeq names its product protein SIEVE ELEMENT OCCLUSION C. The transcript has 7 exons. NCBI's taxonomy places the organism in Eukaryota, Viridiplantae, Streptophyta, Magnoliopsida, Myrtales, Myrtaceae. The record is from RefSeq and is a predicted model, not a curated record. Gene Ontology annotation, biological process: phloem development. The coding region runs from base 515 to 2545 and encodes 676 amino acids.